Molecule: messenger RNA, 2271 nt
Organism: Naegleria lovaniensis
Lineage: Eukaryota; Heterolobosea; Eutetramitea; Acrasida; Naegleriidae
Exons: 1
Coding region: 1-2271 (756 amino acids)
Molecular function (GO): zinc ion binding; protein binding
Source: RefSeq, a predicted model, not a curated record
AUGUCAGAAGGCUCUUUGCCUCCUCCUCCUCCGAAUUGCAAAUGCUCUCCUCCGAUGCCUUCCCAGAGAUUAACUGUGGCGAAAGAAGGACCCAACAAGGGAAGGCAGUUUUAUACGUGUGCUCGGCGUGGAUGUAAUUUCUUCCAAUGGGCAGAAACAAGCAAUCAUCAUGAUUCAUCUCGGAAUAAUUCUGCCAAUAAUCACAACAAUAUUAAUGGUAACAGCAAUAGUACGAUGAUGGGUAAUACGAGUCGAUCAGUAACAACGAAACAAAGUUCUUCGUCAUCAUCGGUACCAACAACAACAAAUUUACAAAUUCCAACAUGUCGAAAACACAGCAAUACCCCAUGUCGAUUGCUUCAAGUUGUAAAAGAAGGACCAAACAAGGGGAAAUUAUUUUGGGCAUGUGGAAUGAGUUCUCAAAAUGAAAGAUGCAAUCAUUUUGGUUGGUUUGAAGGAAAUGUUGAAUUGUACAAACAUUUGGUUCCAAAUUAUUCAACUCCUCCUUCAGCAAGUUCCUCUUCUUUGAAUUCAUCAUUCAACAACACAAAAGACAAUGAGGUGGUGGAGCCAAUUGUCAUGUCAGCAACCAAUCAAAAUAAUUUGUGGGUGGCUGGAUUACCAAUCGAGAUAUUUAGAGAGAUUUUCAAAUCUCUUGAAUUGCCUGAUCAGUUUAAAUUGCAAUGUGUGUGUAAGGAAUGGAAACGAAUGUUCACUCUUGCUGUUUCAAUGCAUACUGACAUGGAUUUGAAUUUUGGUUUUUUAAAAGAAUACAGCAAGUCUACUCCUCCCUAUUCUUGGUGGUGUCGCAUUAUUUCCAUGUUUUUAUACUCCUCUCGAGUGAUCUUUUGCAACAUGAAAAUCACUAAUGAGUUGAUGAGAUUGAUCGAGUUCAUGCCAAAUUUGAAAACUCUAGUUUUUAACAAUUGCAGUACUGUCAUGUCCAAUUAUCAAGUAGACGUUAGCGUGCAUGACCCAGUGGAGGACUAUCCAGAUGAAUACUAUGAAAAUUUUGAUUGGCAUUCGUAUUGGCAUGGAGGAUUUGCAGGAAAUUUAACAAAAGAGGAAAUUGAAGCUUACAAGAAAACUCACAAGUUUAAAAGCACUGUUACACAAAUGAUGUUUUCUAAAAUGGAUGAAGACAAGGAUGUCAUCAUUCCACAUGGAUUGAAAGACAUUGAGGAUGAAACACUUUUUCACAAACAAGUUGGAGAAGAAUACAAACUGUUUGUAACAAAUGUUUCUUCAAGAAUACCAGGAUUCAAAUCAAAGAGAAAGUUGGAGGCCUUAAAACACAUCAUUUGCGUUGAGUCAAGAGCUGGUGGAAUGAAUUUUAGCUGGAUCAAUAAGGAUAGAAAAGUUUAUUACAAAUGCAUUGAUGCAAAAUGUGAACGAAAUAUCGAUUCAUUUUUUGACAAAGCGAACACUACUUGCAGUGAAACAGACAUCGUGCCAGAAAAAUAUUGGAAAUUUAAACAAUUACUAGUUCAAGAUAGAGCAAUUUCUCUCAUUUUCUUUAGCUUGAUGAACCAUAGAAGUAGCUCAUUUCAAAUUUAUAACGGAAUUAAUUGCGAUGCAAAAUCAGUGGUGGAUCGUGUGGAUCUUAGUGUUUCUAAACAAGUUGAAAUUUACAAGCAUUUCUGUUUGUGGAAAAAUAUUGAUCCAAAUAUUAUCCCAACGAACAAUAUCGAUCUGUUAAAAUUUGCUAUUGCUGAGGGUUCCCUCAAAUUAACACAACCUCUACCACAGGCAUCCCAUUUGCCCAUUCUCAAGUACCAACUCGACAAAAUUCGAGAAUAUUCCAGAAAAAUGGUGAGCGGUGACAAAGAUGAGCUCACUUAUUUGUGCAAGAAGCACUCAAUCAUUGGCAUGUGUGUUGAUUUAUUAGUCUUCAUUCACAAACAUCAUUUAAUGACGCAAGAAGUGAUUGAUUCAUGUUUGGAGCAUGUUCAAAAAAUUGAUGAAUAUUGGACACAUCAAUCAUUCAUUGCCAGCGAUGAAGACGAUAACGAUGCCAAUGAUUCGGUAGGAUCAUUACCAUCGUAUGGACCAGUUUCUCCGUUUCCGUUCAGUUGGACCUGUUUAUUGAAGUUUGGAAAAUUUAGUUCAAAUUCUGAGCAACAACAAGACGAUGAAAAUAUUGAAAACAAUGAAAAUAGUGAAAAUUCUGACACCAAUGAAGAAAUGAGCGAAAACGAAGAGGAGCCUGAAGAAGAACAACCUCCCAAACGACGAAUUCAACCCCAACGUAAAAAGAAAAAGUUGCAUUAG